Molecule: messenger RNA, 2501 nt
Organism: Podospora pseudocomata
Lineage: Eukaryota; Fungi; Ascomycota; Sordariomycetes; Sordariales; Podosporaceae
Product: Diphthamide biosynthesis protein 2
Exons: 2
Coding region: 836-2374 (512 amino acids)
Biological process (GO): protein histidyl modification to diphthamide; transmembrane transport
Cellular component (GO): membrane
Molecular function (GO): 2-(3-amino-3-carboxypropyl)histidine synthase activity; transmembrane transporter activity
Source: RefSeq, a predicted model, not a curated record
GCCCGCAUCCCGAGACCCAUCCACAAAUCUCUUGGCUUUUUUCCUUCCCCCUUCGACGUCUCGACGAUUCCAGAAUCCCCAACCGUCGUUUGCUUGACCGCAAAUCACUGCGAGAACUGGUAGCUUGCCGAACAAAAAAAACAAAAACGGGGAACUCCCCCCGAAAGAUCGGGCCCUCCCGUCCCACCCUCCGUCUCCCGAUAGUAGCGCCUCACGGGAGGCGUUGCCGGUGGCCGCUCGGACGUUGGUCAUAGCAUGCAUCUCAGGCACACAUCCAUACCCACCCACGCAGAAGCGGGCAAAGGAAAAAACCAUUUCCAUGACCAAUUCACCGCCAAUUAUGUCAGCUUUUUCCCGCCCCAACCUGCCCUUGGAGGCAAUGCCGAAGCCGUUUGGAAGGAUGCCGGCCGGGAAUAAUCCAAUCUAGAAGUCAAACUGUGGGGAAAGCACUCCUUGGACCGGACCCACGCGGGCGAAUUUUCUUUUUUAGCUGUCGGCCACGGCCCCCCCCCCUUUCCCGAUACAUGCCCUCUUCAUCAGUGUGACUGGUCCCCUUCUUUUCUGCUCUUCCGCUUUUCCUUCUUCACCAUCUGAAGAAAGAAAUAAAAGCUGUUGUCUGUAGAACCAAAAGAUCAGCAACAUCUAAACACCGGCCCCACAUCCGCAUCGGUACCGAUCCUCACUCAUCCAGACCGGAAACAGCCGAAAUUCGCUCCCCGCCCUCUCUCAUCCCGCAACAGGAAAAGAAAAUACCCACUUUCCGGCUUGGUCGGGAGAGGUGUUGAGAGGGCGUCGUUCCCGCAUUCCGGGGUUCAAAGUUCAUAAAGAGACGCAAAUGCCGCCGCCGCGAGAGAGUCAUGUCACCACCACAACAGGGGAUGCUGGUGUAAGCGCUCCCUAUGGCGUCACCAAUUCUUCGUCGUCAUCACCACCAUACCACCGUUCCAACAACUCAUCAUCAGACUCGACAUUGGAUGUUCCAAUAGCUGAUGGUGAAAAGACAUCGCCAACUGAUUCCGCCUCCUCGUCUGAUACCGAACCUGAGGUAGAGCCAGUCAGAGUGGCGUCGCGACGUACCAUACCGGAUGCCAACCACUAUGGCCCAACCACGGAGAAGGAUCCCGAGCUCGAGCUGGAACGCUCACCAUCGGCGGCGACCACGAUUGACUUUCCCGAGGGAGGCGUGACGGGGUGGUUGGUGGUGUUUGGGUCGUUUUGUGCCAUGUUGUCGCUGUACGGAUUGAUCAAUUCGGCCGCUGUGUUUGAAUCGUACUUUUCGACGCACCAGUUGAAGGACAACUCGCCGAGCGAGAUUGGCUGGAUCUUUAGCUUGUACCUGUUUAUUGUGUUUUUCGUGGGGGUCCAAGUUGGGCCUAUUUUUGAUCGAUAUGGCGCGAGGCUGAUUGUUGCUGUGGGAUGUUUGCUGAUCACGCUCAGUUUGUUGUUGCUGAGCUGGUGUACUGAGUAUUAUCAGAUCAUCCUCACCUAUUCCGUCAUGGGUGGCUUGGGCGGUGCUCUCCUCAACUGUCCCGCCUAUGGCUCCAUCGCCCACUUCUUCAACGUCCGUCGAGGUUUUGCGACAGGCAUUGCGAGUACAGCGGGCGGCAUCGGCGGUGUCAUCUUCCCCAUUGUGCUGAGAGAGCUGUUGCCGACCAUCGGGUUCAACUGGAGCAGCCGAGUGCUCGCCCUGAUCAUGCUCGGCCUCGCCAUCCCAGCCAAUCUGUUCAUCAAGACCAGACUGCCCCCCGCGAAGGGCGAAAAGGUGCAGUCGGUCUGGCCCGACUUUUCCGUGUUCAAAGAUGCCCGGUUCGCAUGCGCUGCUCUCGGGGUGUUCUUCAUGGAGUGGGGCCUGUUCGUUCCGUUGACUUAUAUUGUGUCGUACGCGGUUGACCACGGGCAGGAUGCGACGGAAAGUUAUCUGCUGUUGUCAUACCUGAACGCCGGGUCCGUGUUGGGACGUGUGUUGCCGGGAAUUCUGGCGGAUAAGAUUGGGCGGUUCAACGUUAUUAUCAUCACUAUCGCCAUUUGCUUGAUCACGGGACUGGCGCUGUGGUUGCCGGCUGGCCACUCGAAUUCGAUGUUGAUUGCAUACGCGGUGCUGUUUGGGUUUGGCAGUGGCAGCAACAUUGGCUUGGUGCCGGUGUGCUUGGGUCAGCUCUGCGAUCACCGAAAGUUUGGGCGACUGUUUUCAACGGCGAUGAUGGUGGCCAGCUUUGGUACGCUGAGCAGUGUCCCAAUUGGAGGCGCCUUGUUAUCUGGGUCGGGUUGGACGGCCGUCAUUUUGUUUUCGAGCAUCUCGUAUGCUGUUGCGUUGGCUUUCUACACAGCCACCAGGGUGCUUGCUGUGGGGUGGAACCCUCUGACGGUCUUCUAGGACCGCGAUCUCAUAAUGGAUGGUAGAAGCGAUGUAUUAGCGAUGCUUGUAUUUUCUGGCGCUCAAAUUUGUUGUACAUAUACUAAAUAAUAAUCUUCAUCUCACGCGUCGUCGAUUUUGAGCUGUG